Molecule: messenger RNA, 1089 nt
Organism: Glarea lozoyensis ATCC 20868
Lineage: Eukaryota; Fungi; Ascomycota; Leotiomycetes; Helotiales; Helotiaceae
Exons: 2
Coding region: 1-1089 (362 amino acids)
Source: RefSeq, a predicted model, not a curated record
AUGUCGACAGGUUAUCACAAAGUUGCGGAGUUUAUGGCGUCUCACAGAGACAUGGCGAUGUGUGAACGGUUUGAAUACAUGAAUAUCCUAAACUUGCUAGGUUUACAAGCUGAGAUCAAAGGCUACGAGGAAAGUGUCAAGGAAGCACUUGGGGACUUGAAGCAGACUAUGGCCGAACGGGAACCCAGGCAAGAGCAUAGCCAGCAAGCCGAGCAAGGUAUGGGGGCCACAGAGAUGGACAUAACUGAUGCUAUUUCUAUGAUCGAUGGUAGAUUCAGCUAUGGACUUCGCAGACGCCAUCGUUCGGAUGUUGGAUCGAAAGACGAUAUCGUGAAUGACAGUGCCACAGCCUCUGAGUCAAGAAGCUCUAUCUUCUCGAGGUCCUACAACAUCAGCUCCUCAAACGUCAAUCAUGAUGAUAGAUCCACUCUCCCCAGUAUCGAUCCACGAAGAGACUGGUUCUUUUUGAAGACGAUGGAUUCGACUCUUCCGGUAUGGCAAACGAUGCUUAGCGCGAGGGAAAAACUGAAAGAAUAUAAUUUGAUGAUUAGCUUACUCAAAGAUACUUAUGCGCAGCCGUCCCCAACACUGAAGAGUUUCAAUCUUUGUACGAAAUGGUUUCGAGACGAAGAUCUAGGCGACGGUCCAUUGCUGGGAGUUGAUCGUAAUGUGUACUCUGGAGAAACAUCUCGCACUUCACUGUUGGCGCUUGCUCCUCCCGAUGAACCAGAUCCUCUUUCCGCUUUCUUUUCGAACGUCGUCCUCAAUAUAUACCACAAAGUGAACAUUCACUUGCUUGAACGAUUGAAGCAUUCGAGAUCGAAAUCAAACCUUGCGGAUCUUGAGAUCGGCCACGAAUCGAGAAAAGUCUACUACUAUAACGAGGGAAACUUCAUACGGCUGGCAAAUAUGGUCGGGUCUCUCAUAUCCAGUUCGUGGCUUAUCUCCAGCAUUUUGAUCCUCUACUUUGUGAAAGAAAUGAGAGCAAGACUCGCAAUAAUUGCUGCGUUUACAACGACCUUUAGCUUGAUUUUGAGUUUAUUGACAAGCGCGAGAAAAGCAGAGGUGUUUGCAGGAACUGCAGCGUAG